Messenger RNA from Haliotis rubra (blacklip abalone), 1165 nucleotides. Its product is annotated as urokinase-type plasminogen activator-like. The transcript has 7 exons. Bases 58 to 894 code for a protein of 278 amino acids. Lineage: Eukaryota; Metazoa; Mollusca; Gastropoda; Lepetellida; Haliotidae. Gene Ontology annotation, molecular function: serine-type endopeptidase activity. Gene Ontology annotation, biological process: proteolysis. The record is from RefSeq and is a predicted model, not a curated record.
CAGGAAGGCAGCUUCUUAACAGCAACAGUGACAAGAAACUCGACGACUUCAUCGACAAUGAAAUACUUGUCAGCGGCAUCCAUGUUAUACUCAGUCAUCAUCAUCGUCAGCGUCUUCUCCGCUAUUAUUCCAGCAGAACCGUGGCGCGGUCUAACAAACCCAGUGCACAGCCGGAAGAGGAUUACGAGCGGAAGUGUUGUCGAGACUUCACAUGGGCUGGUGUCUUUCGCGACAGCAUACGGUCCACCGGUACUUUGUAGCGGAACACUGAUUUCUCCACAGUGGGUUGUUACAACUGCUUCCUGCAUGACAAGCAUUGGUUUGCCAUCAGGGUAUUUGAGAGUUAGAAUCGUACAAGAAUAUGUUGGUGUUUCCAACAUAUAUUUGCACCCAGAUUAUGAUGUCACCUACCCUUACAAAAACGACAUCGCCUUAGUCAAGCUCAAAGAGAAGUCGGAUCCCUUCUCUGCCAUACCCAUGCGUACUGCCGAUCCGAUCACCAUGGAUACAUUUGUGAAGAGAGGCUUCUGUAUGUUCACGGCAUUUAAGACGAGUCUUUAUCUAGGUUCAUUGGAGAUUGAGAAAACGUACUGCCGUGCAGAUUUCAUUGGACGUCGAAAUUGCAGCGAAAUGUUGAACGAAUACGCACAGCUGGAUGAGAACGCGAUCUGUGUUGAAAAUCGAUGCAUGGAUCAGGAUUCUGACCUGUGGAGCCGAGACGAAAAAGAGUAUCUUCAUGGCAGUCCCCUGACUUGUGGGUACAAUGACACCAUCUACCUCGCUGGAAUCCUCUCCCAUAUGCAUUAUAAAAACCAAAGCCCACUCGUCUUCACGCGUAUCAAUGACGAGGGUAUUGGUAGGACGAAGACCAUGGCCAUGGAAUGGUUUGCUUGAAGAAUUUUAACAGUUUGGAACAAUCUCAGUUUUGGAUAUUCUACAAGAGAUUCGUUGAUAUCUUUGGGAUUCAAGUCACAUUACGGCUAACAACAUCACGAGGUUAAACUGUUUUAAAACUUGUUGAUAUAUUAUAAAAACAGGACAGUCGUGGGAAUACUUGAUCUGAGUUAACUGAGAGACUUCCAAUUGGAAACAAACCUAAACGUUCCUGAAUGCGUUGAAACUUAUAUCAUAUCGCUAGAUAUAUUAAAACGAUGCUCAUUGGCAA